AAUACCUUAUUUUCCCACAAUUUUAACUCCUUCGUCAAGUUCCUAGGUUUCCACUAAGCUCUAAAGCCUCCUUUUGCCUUUCAGAGCUUUGAUAGAUCAUGGGUCACUCAAACAUCUGGAAUUCUCACCCUAAGACAUACGGGCCUGGCUCUCGCGCCUGUCGCGUGUGUGGAAACCCCCAUGCCAUCAUAAGGAAGUAUGGGCUCAUGUGUUGCAGACAGUGCUUCCGUAGCAAUGCCAAGGAAAUUGGAUUCAUUAAGUACCGUUGACGAAUUUAUAUGGUGUGAAGUAGGAAAGGGCUUUGUCCAAGUAUGAGCUAUUGUAGUAAGGUUUUGGAAUUCAAAGAAAAACUUCUAAGAUAAUGUUUUUGUUGAAUCUAUUAUGGGACAUUAAAGUGUCUUACCAGGAGUGCAUUAUUGUUUUUCAAUGAAAGGUUAAUGCUAGCUUGCUAUUAAUUUGUCUAUGCAAUGUGAUGAUCCUGUUUGAUUUACAGCAUUUCAUGUGUUACUAUAAAUGGAAUUAGAGGUUGAGUCUUUUAUACAUUUGAAACCUGGGGGCAAAGCUUUUGUCUCACAGUCACAUUUGAUUCUUGUUAUUUAGUAUUAUGUCUUGUUUAUGAUGCUUCAAGGAAUGGUUGUACAUGGAUUCAAUGCAUAUUCCAAUGUAGUUCUAGUGUUUGAAA
Gossypium arboreum is the source of this 682-nucleotide messenger RNA. RefSeq names its product 40S ribosomal protein S29-like. Gene Ontology annotation, biological process: translation. Lineage: Eukaryota; Viridiplantae; Streptophyta; Magnoliopsida; Malvales; Malvaceae. Bases 99 to 269 code for a protein of 56 amino acids. Gene Ontology annotation, cellular component: ribosome; cytosolic small ribosomal subunit. The record is from RefSeq and is a predicted model, not a curated record. Gene Ontology annotation, molecular function: structural constituent of ribosome; zinc ion binding. The transcript has 3 exons.